Messenger RNA from Ascochyta rabiei, 297 nucleotides. RefSeq lists its product as uncharacterized. The transcript has a single exon. Bases 1 to 297 code for a protein of 98 amino acids. Lineage: Eukaryota; Fungi; Ascomycota; Dothideomycetes; Pleosporales; Didymellaceae. The record is from RefSeq and is a predicted model, not a curated record.
AUGCGCACGGGGGGGUUUUCCGCUGGUGGUAGCGUGGCGGUUGGCGUGCACUGGUCUGCCUCGGAUAGAGGGGCAGCCGCAAGGCGGCAAGGCACUACGCUGUUACUGUACGGGCGCGGAGCGGGUGCGGAGACAAAGGCGGAAGGUUUUGGUGCUUGCACUGCUUUUGGACAGCCUCGUGCGCGCAAUCAACACGGUUGUCGAGAAAGCGAUUGUGACUCUAUGAAGACGAGGAAGGACGCGCGAGCUUCGACACUUGUAACCCAGAGAGCCGCGCGUCUGGUUCGUGCUAUGUGA